Molecule: messenger RNA, 558 nt
Organism: Monoraphidium neglectum
Lineage: Eukaryota; Viridiplantae; Chlorophyta; Chlorophyceae; Sphaeropleales; Selenastraceae
Product: Nudix hydrolase 16
Exons: 6
Coding region: 1-558 (185 amino acids)
Cellular component (GO): nucleus; cytoplasm
Molecular function (GO): pyrophosphatase activity
Source: RefSeq, a predicted model, not a curated record
AUGGGAGGCCCGACGCCUGUCGGAUCGCGUCAGGGUUGUGACAAGCAGCGCUACACGGAAGACGGCGCGCGGCUUGUGGCUGGGUGCAUACCUGUCCGGUACAGGGGCGCGCCUGGCGCCGCGGCUGACGCGGAGGUUCUCCUCAUAACCAGCAGGGCCGGCAAGGGCUGGGGCUUCCCCAAGGGUGGCUGGGAUGACGAUGAGACGGUUGAGGGCGCCGCGCUGCGGGAGACGGUGGAAGAGGCCGGCGUGCGCGGCCAGAUCCAGCUCCCCAAGAUCGGCAUCUUCCACUUCCAAGGCCACAAGCAGGCGCCCGGCGCCAGCCCCCACCAGGCGCGCUGCGAGGCGCACAUGUUUGCCCUCGUGGUCGGGGAGGAGCUGCAGGCCUGGCCCGAGCACCGGCAGAGGCAGCGCCGCUGGAUGUCGCUGCCCGAGGCGAGCGCCAGUUGCCGGCACCAGUGGAUGCGGGACGCACUGCACAUGUGGGCCGCCGCAACCCACAGCCUGCGGCUGCCGGAUGGCCCCGAGCGCAUGGACUCGGAACCCACCCCUUUUUGA